AUGGAGGCAGAUGUAGAGGCCGAGGGUGGCGUGGGAUCGCUAGACCUAAGCUAUUUGACAGAGGAGGAGCAGGACAACAUCUUGCAGGUGCUGCGGCGAGACAUGGAGCUGCGACAACAUGAAGAAGGGCGCAUAAGGAUGCUGGCGCGGUCUAGAGUCGACCCGGCGCAGCUGCACUCGCAGUCUGGGGCGUGGUUCCGUGAGGCGUCCAGCAGGCGGCACCGAAAUAGAGUAUCCGGCACGGAGCUGGUGCGUGCCACCAUACGACGGCGAGAGCCCAAGGCCAAGGUAACAGCGGCUUCAGUGGUCAGCAUGCAAAAUGGCGAAGGUGAGGUGGAGGAGGAGGAUGAACCAUCCAGCAGCCCUUCUUUGCAGGUGGCGGAGGAGACGCGAUUGAUUGAGUCGAGAGAGGACAGCCCACAGUCAGAAGUCCAUCCACAUAACAAGAGGGAGUCUGUGUCUCUGGGCAGUAUCCUAACAGACCAGGAACCUUCAUCUUUGCAAAAAAACCCUCAUUUCCACUCCAGCUAUUCGCUUAGUGGCGGCAUGAUGAGCCUGUUCAGCUCGGGGGUGUUUGGAGUGGUGGAGGUGCGUGGCCGCGUCCAGUUCUCCCUGGCCUAUGACCGCCACAAGGGAGAGCUAUGCGUCAAAGUGCACCGCUGCGAGGACAUCUCGGCGGCUACUGACGACAACCGUUCUGACCCAUACGUCAAAUGCUACCUGCUGCCCGACAUGUCUAGUCGCGGUAAGAGGAAAACGGCAGUGAAGAAGCGGACGCAGAACCCUGUUUUCGAGCAGACGCUGAAAUACAAAGUGCGCGAAAACGAGUUGAAAAGCCGGACAUUGAAUCUGUCGGUGUGGCACUCGGAGCCCCUGGCCAGGAAUGUGUUUCUGGGCGAGGCGGAGGUGGUGCUGGGCCUCUGGGACUGGGAUUUCAUGCAGCCGCUUUGGCAAGACCUGCAGCCACGGUUCUACUUGAGGCCAGACAGCGUGAGGAGUCGUGGGACUCUGUUGUUCUCCAUCAAGUUCAUCCCAGAGGAAUUUGAGGGUGGUCUGCCCCUCACGGGGGAGCUUCACAUUUGGCUUCAAGAGGCUCAGGGCCUGAUGUCCAAAAAAGGGGGCGCUCUUGACUCAUUUGUGAGAAGUUACAUCCUUCCGGACGUCGGCUGCCAGAGCGGCCAGAAGACACAGGUGGUAAAGCGCUCCGUGAGCCCGUCGUACAACCACACCAUGGUGUACGACGGUUUCCAGAGCAGCGACCUGGAGGAGGCUUGCGCCGAGCUGAGCGUGUGGCAGCGCGAGGGCUUCAAGGUGCACAUGAUCGGCGGGAUUCGCCUCAGCUGCGGGACAGGUCAAAGUUACGGCGAAAAGGUCAAGUGGAUGGACUCCACGGAUGAAGAAAUCUCUGUGUGGACUUCUAUGAUCAGAAACCCUAACCACUGGAUCGAAGCCGCGCUGCCCAUCAGGACAAACUUGACGCAUCGCCCCACCAAUUGA
Messenger RNA from Nerophis lumbriciformis (worm pipefish), 1497 nucleotides. The record is from RefSeq and is a predicted model, not a curated record. Lineage: Eukaryota; Metazoa; Chordata; Actinopteri; Syngnathiformes; Syngnathidae.